Molecule: messenger RNA, 189 nt
Organism: Monoraphidium neglectum
Lineage: Eukaryota; Viridiplantae; Chlorophyta; Chlorophyceae; Sphaeropleales; Selenastraceae
Product: putative DNA repair protein RAD51
Exons: 3
Coding region: 1-189 (62 amino acids)
Biological process (GO): reciprocal meiotic recombination; DNA recombinase assembly; mitotic recombination
Cellular component (GO): condensed nuclear chromosome
Molecular function (GO): double-stranded DNA binding; single-stranded DNA binding; DNA strand exchange activity
Source: RefSeq, a predicted model, not a curated record
AUGCCGCCCUCUCGCCCAAACCGCAACCGCAGCGGCCACGUGCUGGCGCACGCGAGCACCCAGCGCCUGUACCUGCGAAAGGGCAAGGCAGAGCAGCGCAUCGUCAAGGUGGUCGACUCACCAUGCCUGGCGGAGGGGGAGGCCUCCUUUGCGGUCAGCGACAGCGGCGUCGUCGACUACAAAGAGUGA